Messenger RNA from Uncinocarpus reesii 1704, 2007 nucleotides. RefSeq lists its product as uncharacterized. The transcript has 5 exons. NCBI's taxonomy places the organism in Eukaryota, Fungi, Ascomycota, Eurotiomycetes, Onygenales, Onygenaceae. The record is from RefSeq and is a predicted model, not a curated record. Bases 1 to 2007 code for a protein of 668 amino acids.
AUGGAGAAUUCAAUGGAUAUGGUUCAAAAUGAAUUUGAUAUGUCUACUGGGUUUGAUGCAGAAUUCAAUUUCCCGGAUAUCAGUUUUCUAGAUGAUUUUCAUGAAUCUCUUGGGCAAGUUCCUAACGGGGACGCGAAAGGAUCCCCCAAUAUCAAAAAUGCUCCUGAAUCCGAAUCGGAUGCAAAGGAUUCCCAUUUCGACUUUGCAUUUGAGGACAUUGUACAUUCGCGAGGCGAAUAUAAAUACGAUUGUGGCACGGGAGCGGGAGACGAUUCACAUCAGUAUGGCGGUGACCAAUACGGGGACUCCGCCGGCAAAUUCAUAGGAGCUUCAUUUGAAGGUUUUGGACAGUGUAGCUAUAACGAAGCCGAGGAUACAGUUGCAAUCGAAGCUGGAGCAUUCAACGGUACGUUACCCCUUCGUUUAUUGCCAGCCAAGUCUCCGAAACGCAAUAUGCAGGCGCCCGCGAGUCCAACACGUUUCUUGGCGGGAACACUGGAUGCUACUUCCAUGAGUGGCCCUCAAGUUGUUUUCGGUGUUGGUUCAAAGGCGAAACCUGCAGAGCCGGAAGCUGUCUCACAGCUGGCCAUCCCACAUAACCCCAAACUUGAAAGGUCCAAGUGUCUGAUACUCAAUACAGGUCCCAGCAUUGAAAGAAAUACAAGUGCUCCAGAAGGAACAGAGGUUAUAGCAUUGACGUUUACUUCGGCAGCUGAGGCAAAUUCAUACGCUCCACAGAAGUGGUCGGCACCUUCUGUUGACCUUAGCGUCCCGAAAACUCAAGAGGGGCGCGAAGCGAUCGUCAGAAGUUUGAUGGAAGCAAUGUAUUCCCUCACGGAGUCGAAGGACAAUGACGGAAUGAUCCGACCUUGGAGGGAUGGCAGAUAUUGUCAGCCGCGCGUAGAAAUUGCAUGCUGGAACAUCAUGGAACGCAAGACCAUCUGCAAGAGGCUGAUAGAUGUGCCUUUUUUCCUCAAUUUUAUCGAUGAUCCUAGUUACCAAGCAAAUCGCGUUGAACAAAACAAGGGCCUGAAUGCUAAGAAGGGGAUGGUGAUCAAGGCCGGAAAGGAUGCUCUGGAGAAAGAAGAAAAAGAGUCCGGCAGAACCAUGAUCCCCGCCCCUCGAAAGCGGCAUAGGCGAUACGCUGCUGAAGAAGCCGUGACGCCUGUUAGUGUCCCACGGAUCUGUAAGCGCCAAAGGAGAGGGUCUACAAGAUCAUACGGUCAUGCCGGUAUCCCAUCAUCUCAUAUGGGUGUGGCGACCGAUGGUUUUACAACCCCUUUACCCAAUCCGCAGCUACACACGCCCCCAAAUUCAGCAAACAGCAACGUCGGAUCUCUACCAUCACAUGGUCCAUAUAAUAUGCCGCCCGGCAGGGCAAUGAGAGAACAUCCUUGCGCACAUUUUUCUCGCAAUCCUCAUGGUGUUAUUCCGUCCGGCGAAUAUGGUGGUGAUCAAUCGAGGGCAAUGCCGCCCCAUCACCUAAAUCCUUUAGCCACCCCGAAAUCUGAAAUUUCGCGGAAUUCGGUAGGGAGGCAUCCAAGAAGCACAGGAAACCAUGCAUUUAGUGCCUAUACUAGAGGCUUCCACGCGCAAGAGAUCUCAAGCUCACACUUCACAGGAACAACUCCGCAGACACCUCAAGCUUUGACUUAUGCCCUACAUGCACAAGGUUAUACAGCCUCGAAUAUCCCCGCCCCCAACAUGGAAAUACAUGGAGGUCAACAGCACGCCACUCAACCCAACCUUUCUACUUCGGAGGGACGCACCAUUGGUGAAUCUGAGUCUGGUUGCCGUCAUCACAGUAGCCUUCAGUCAGACAUGAACCUCCAAGCACAACAUCAAGCAUGCUACCCGCCUUACUUUACAGCUUUCCCCAACCCCCAUCAGGAUUUGGAAUAUCUACCGAUGCCACCGUUUCCGCAUAACUGCCAUCAUUCAAAUGCUCAAGAGAGUACUAAUGAACCUAGAAGGGCGAUCAAGCGUAGUCCUGGGGAUAGAGCUUGA